Molecule: messenger RNA, 1371 nt
Organism: Neurospora hispaniola
Lineage: Eukaryota; Fungi; Ascomycota; Sordariomycetes; Sordariales; Sordariaceae
Exons: 3
Coding region: 1-918 (305 amino acids)
Biological process (GO): regulation of transcription by RNA polymerase II
Cellular component (GO): nucleus
Molecular function (GO): RNA polymerase II cis-regulatory region sequence-specific DNA binding; DNA-binding transcription factor activity, RNA polymerase II-specific
Source: RefSeq, a predicted model, not a curated record
AUGGCACCCACGACGUUAACGCCUCAAUAUCCUGCCCAGCCUUACGGCUUCGCUCCGCCACCCUCCCCUCCUUUGGACGACUCCAACAAGUGCUCUCUGCCCUCGAUUUCGAACCUGCUUGUCAUGGCCGAUCAGGGAUCUCCUACCUCAGAGACAUCUCCUCAGUCUCAGCAAUUGCACUUCUCAAAGCCUGACAACCGUCCCAACUCUUCCCAGUUUGGCAACCCAGCAUCGAUCAGGGCGAACCUCCCCCCUAGUCCUCCCAUGUCUUCGGAAGCUUCUUUUGAAGGAUACCGCUCUCCUUCAAGCAAGCCAGCAAGCCAGUCUCAGGGCAGCUCCAACUACUACUAUGAGACCACGCCGCCUUUGAGCCAGCAUGAAGCCGACUCCCGGCAGAUGGCCACUGCUGCACCCAGAGCCCCUGUUCAGUCAUCAACCUUCCAAACACAGUACCCGUCGUCAGCCGGCUACUCGAGUCAGUCAGGCAUGAACCCUUAUUACCCUCCCAUGCAGCCGACACCCCCUCCGCAGCAGCAGAUGUCGGGCUUAUAUUAUCAGCGACCACUUCCUCAGACUUUCACCCCUGCUGUGCCAGUUCCAGUCACUCUCGCACCAGUCACGGGAGCCAACCCUUGGCAACAUCACCACUAUAUUGCUCCUUCUUCCACUGCAUCUUUUCCGCAGUCUCAAGACCGGUACAUCUGCCAGACUUGCAACAAGGCUUUCUCUCGACCUAGCUCAUUGCGAAUCCACAGCCACUCUCACACUGGUGAGAAGCCUUUCAAGUGCCCCCAUGCAGGCUGCGGAAAGGCCUUCAGCGUUCGCAGUAACAUGAAGCGUCAUGAGCGUGGCUGCCACAGUUUUGAGAGCAGCAACGGCAGAAUCAGUGGCAACAGCAACAACGGCGCAUCUGCCUAGGCGGCCAAUCUUCGUUUCUUUUCUAUUCACACCUCAUACGUUAUACAACCAACCUAGACGGUCCGGAUUGGCAUGAAAGGUUUUGAGAAGUGUUUAUCACCAUUUGCAUGGGAAAUCGGGUUUCAUAUGCAGGGAUCAUUCCUACAAAGCCUGGCAUGUGUUUACGGGGAAAAGGGCGACAAAUCACCGCAUACAAAUAGCGCAUCACUGCUUGGGGCCGGCAGAGAUUUCAUAUCGUUCAACAACAGGUACACACAAAGACCUGUAUGCGUUUUACAGUCUCAAAAGAUCGGGGUCUCUUUUCGGAACGGCAGGUCACGGUCUAGGGACUACAGGGUCUAAAGGGGUUUCAGGGAUGACCUUUAGGGUUGGCUACUCACGAAAAAGCUCCCACGGCGCGAAACGGGUUUGGCUUGCUUCAGCAUUUACACGGGCGUUCACGCGGAGAUGACA